UCAUGACCAGCUAUCGCCACCACUCAGGAUACCUGGCGGACGAUGAGGCCGGCCACACUCCAUACCUGGCCCGGGUGCCGCCACCUAAGAAGCCAGCAUUCCCCAAAAUGGGGCAGACCUCCAGGCUGGGCCACAUGCCACACCCACCAUCGAUGUAUGGCCCCUCAGGUAGUUCAGGGCCUCGCAGCCACCGUCAAAAGUUGAGGGGCCCUCGGCCCUUUGGUAGUUUCCUGGAUUUCCUUGUUGAGGGCCAGGUGUUGGACAGCCUGCAAAGGGUGGUGGAAGAGGCAGCUGAGCGCAUGGCCACCAUGAAGACAAAGACUGGGGUGCCACUGGUGGAGGUGCAGGACCCAGUGGAGGUGCCAAGGGGUGGGCGGCGGGUGCGUUCCCGGCCCAGCCACAGCACUGUGCAUCGGCACCGAGUCAAGCCCAGCCUCUGCACUGGGCACCCCAACAACUACCCAUCCUGCUCCAGUUCCAUGUCUGACUCACACAGCAGCAUCACAGCUGGCUGUUUGGGCUCCCACAGCCAGGGCAGCAACCUGAGCUGCCAUGGCGUGGGCCCACUGCCACCCUUGAGGGACAGACUUUUGCAGGAGAAGAGUCUCAAACGGCUGCUGCGGCUGGAGAACAGAGGGAAAAGCCUGGGGCAGUCCUGCUCCCAGGGGGACUCUCUGCUGUGGGACUCGCUGGGCUCAAGUUCGGGCAUUCUCGCAGCAUCAGAGCUGGGUCCUGGAGAGAAAGAGCCAGUCUUCCUCCAGAGAGAGUUCAACAAGGAGGUCACGUCCUUGCUGAGCCAGCCGGAGUCCUUCAACUUGCCUGGCUACUCUGCACUCCGUGAGCCCCAUCUGACCCUAGACUUCCUGGCCAAGCACCACCUCUUCCCUGCCCUGCAGAGUGUGGUCAACCAGGCUGUGGACAAGCUCAGUGGCUCCCGCCGCCACAACGGCUGCCCUCUCUUCCCAUCAGAAUGGGAGCCCAGCACAAGGCCCAAUUUGGAAACUUCCAAGGAGGCCAUACCCAUCGAAGGGGAGGAGGAGCCCUAUGAUUCUCUCCCCACCACAGCCUCCAGCUACAAGAUGACUCGAAAAAAGAGCAGCAAGUCUAGAGGACGGGGCAAGCUGAAGGAAUGUGAUUCUCCUGUGCCUAGUGCCCAAGGGGUCACCAAAUUCAGGCUCCAAGUGAUACCCACAGAAGAGACCAAGGUCCGCUCACCCCAGCCCAGGCAGGAGGCACCUGACCAGGGUCCCAAAGAGCAGAGACAACCCAUGCUCGCUUCUGAGCCCCUGAGCUCCAGCCAAACGGCCCAGCCCUGGCGGAGGCUACACCUCACCCUUCCCGCCCCCGGGAUCAAGGUGGAAGUGCCCAGCCAGACCCGCCUCACCCAGGUCACCCCCAAUUACGAGUCCAUGAAGAAGACGAGACUGCCCUCCAUCUCAUCCAAGUCCACGGCCCACCUGUCCAACCCCUGCUAUGAGGAGCUUGUCAACUAUUUGAUGGAGCAGGCUGUCUCCUUGCUUGUUUGCAAGUACAAGUUUGAGAUGAACCUCGCCAAACAGCUGGGCUUCAUCUCCUUUCCCAUCACUGAAACGCUCAUGGACCUCUUGCUGGGCUUCAAGAAGGUGAAAGGCUCCCACAUCUGCCUGUCCUCAGCGGUCGACUGGAGCUGCCUGCUGCGAAAGCUGGAGGAGGCCCAGUGGGACCAGCAGGUGCCCCAGCAGGUGCCUCAGGAGGUGCCCCAGCAGGCAUCUCAGAAUGACACCUCCCAUCUCACUGCCUCCCACAGGAGCACUUCCCAACAGAGCAGAGAAUCCUACUCCGCCUUGCCCAAGCCAGGCAUUGUCACGGAUCAGGAGGUGGCCGAGGGGGAGGACCUCCACACUGAGUUGUUGGUCCCCCAGCUGCUCACCCCUCAGGAGAACAAUACGGCUGAGGAGCAGAAGCCCAGGAACCUCUCAGAGCCCAAGCUCUCCAUGCCCUACAGUGCUGGUGUGGACUCCAACCCAUAUGAGCAUGUAGUGGCCUCGGAGCAGAGCCAGAACAGUGAGGAGAAGGAGGAAGACAAGCACUAA
Messenger RNA from Phyllostomus hastatus (greater spear-nosed bat), 2072 nucleotides. RefSeq names its product coiled-coil domain containing 116 (gene CCDC116). NCBI's taxonomy places the organism in Eukaryota, Metazoa, Chordata, Mammalia, Chiroptera, Phyllostomidae. The coding region runs from base 3 to 2072 and encodes 689 amino acids. The transcript is spliced from 4 exons. Gene Ontology annotation, cellular component: centrosome. The record is from RefSeq and is a predicted model, not a curated record.